Clonostachys byssicola is the source of this 495-nucleotide messenger RNA. The record is from the annotation of a GenBank genome assembly. Lineage: Eukaryota; Fungi; Ascomycota; Sordariomycetes; Hypocreales; Bionectriaceae.
AUGGUCGCUAUCCAGAACCUUGGCCUGGCGGCUCUCGUGUGGCUCGGCCUCGCUAGCCAGGGACUUGCCAUGGGCAACUAUGAGGGGGGGCUUUAUGCCCGCGCACGCAACAAUCCAGGCUAUCAACCUGAUGCUCCCGUCCGUGGCGGUGGCCACACUAGGCCACGAAGCAUUGAUGACUAUGAGUACGAGCUCUUUACUCGCGCACGCAAUAGUCCCGGUUAUCAACCUGCUGCUCCCGUCCGUAGCGGUGAUCACAGUGGACCACGAAGCAUUAGCGAGGGUGGGCUUUACACCCGCGCACGCAACAGUCCCGGCUAUCAACCUGAUGCUCCCGUCCGUGGCGGUGGCCACACCAGGCCACGAAGCAUUGGUGACUAUGAGUACGAGCUCUUCACCCGCGCACGCAACAGUCCUGGUUACCACCCUGAAAACCCCGUCCACAACCACCCUGGCCAGCGCAAGACUCGCGACCUGGAGGAGCUGGAGGAGUAA